Tremella mesenterica DSM 1558 is the source of this 1551-nucleotide messenger RNA. RefSeq lists its product as uncharacterized. The coding region runs from base 1 to 1551 and encodes 516 amino acids. NCBI's taxonomy places the organism in Eukaryota, Fungi, Basidiomycota, Tremellomycetes, Tremellales, Tremellaceae. The record is from RefSeq and is a predicted model, not a curated record. The transcript has 2 exons. Gene Ontology annotation, molecular function: DNA binding. Gene Ontology annotation, cellular component: nucleus.
AUGUCGCAUAAUAUGGACGCCGCAAUUGCUCAUAAGAAACUUCACCCUAAGCAGUCUUACACCAAAGUUGCAGAGAAGUUCAAUGUCCCAUCGUCUACUCUCUAUGAUCGAGUCACCAAUACUCAUGCUCCUCGUGGUAUUAACACUCAACGUAACCUAUCUGUCAUCCAAGAGACUGCUCUACUCGAUAAAAUCAACUCGUAUGCUGCAAGAGGGACCCUUCUUACCCCCCGACACAUCAAACAACUUGCCCAAAUCCUUUGUGGUCAUUCUGUCGGAAUCAAUUGGACAAGUACCUUCCUCAGACGACAUCGAGACAAAGUUUCUUCAAAGUAUUAUCGUAUUCAAGAGCUCUCACGUCUCAAAGCAGAUAUUCCAGAGAAUCGGCAGGCUUUCUAUGCCCUGGUGAAGGAAGUUCUGGAUACUGGGAUGUACGCUUCCCACGACAUCUACAAUGAUGAUGAAACCGGUUUUGAAUUGACUGCAAAGCACCGACAGCGCCGAGUAGCUCCUGUGGAUAUCCCCUCAACCAAAGCUCAUGCAGCUCUCGCUUCCUCUGUCCACAUCACAGUCAUAGCAUCCAUCUCAACUUGUGACGCACCUAUCCCUCCGUAUAUCAUUUAUCCUGGCAAAAACCUCAUCGAAAACUGGUGGAAGAUUCAAGAUCCAGCGCCAAAGCAAAUAGCAACCGUCACAGAUUCAGGAUUCAGCAAUAGUUUCACUUUCAAGCAAUGGCUCACGGACUGUUUUGAACCUGCAACAGGUCCCCGAGCCAAUGGACAUCGUCGUCUCCUCUUCCUGGAUGGACAUGAUACACACUAUCAAGUUGACUUUCUCGAAGCCUGCUGGUCUCACAACAUCGUCUGCAUCAUUCUCCCAGCCAAUCUUACAUCAGUUUUUCAACCGCUUGAUGUCAAUUUCUUCGUUCGUCUCAAACAAGAAUAUGAGAACCAAAUUAGUGACUAUCAACUUGGAACUGAUGCGGCUAGUAUUCCAAAAGACUUGUUCUACUGCUGGCAUCAACGAGCAUGGAAAGCAUCAACAACAUCACGUCAGAUCCGAAGCGCAUGGGCAAGAACCGGGCUAUUUCCUCUUAGUCAAGCGAUCAUGGGUGCUAGACCAGUCACACCGGAACAACAGAUCGCACCAAUAGAGCUUCGAACUCCCCAAAGUAUCAGAAGUAUCAAGGCUAUAGAGCGUGCAGUCCGACGUCAUGAAAUCAGUCCAACAACGGCUUUGUUAAAGGUGGGGAAAACGUGUGAGAAGACAAUAGCAGAGAAGACUUUGCAGGAGGAUGUGAAUAAGCGGCAGGCAGCAGAGAAGUUGGAGAAAGCGGCCAGGGGUGGAAAACGUCAGAGAUUUACCCAAGGACAGGUUUAUGAUCAGAAAUAUCAGGAAGAACAUGCUGAGGAGCUGGCGGAAAGAAAGGAACAGGAGAUGGAGAGAAGGGAGAAGCGGAAGCAAGCUGCCAAUGCGAAAGGCAAGAGACAAGGCCACGAUGAUGACCAGAGCUGUGUGGCAGGUCCAUCUUAUAGUGCAUCAAAUAGCUAG